AUGGCCGUGGCUGACCACUCAACCGUUAGCCGCAAUAAAACCUCUGAAUACAUCUUCUCCCCUGCCUCCACUGCAUAUUACCCCCUAUUACAGUCUUCUCAGCAGAAUCCAAGGUGGAUAAAUUCCACUCUUUCCAAGCCUCUUUUCAUCAUCACACCUUACGCUGAAUCCCAAAUCCAAGCCGCCGUUGUUUGUGCCAGAAACCAUGGACUCCAAGUCAGGGCUCGAAGCGGAGGCCAUGACUAUGAAGGCCUUUCCUACCUCUGCACCACCCGGUUCGUGCUAGUCGACCUCCUAAAUCUCCGGUCAGUCGCCCUUGAUCCCGAAAAGGGGACCGCUUGGGUGCAGUCUGGGGCCACGCUGGGAGAGCUUUACUAUAGCAUUGCCAAGAACACUGCCCGAACUUAUGGCUUUCCGGCAGGGCUAUGUCCUAGUGUUGGCAUUGGAGGCCACUUCAGCGGGGGAGGCUUUGGAACCAUGUUGAGAAAGUAUGGCCUGGCUGCUGACAAUGUUGUCGAUGCUCGAUUCGUCAAUGUUUAUGGAAGAAUUCUUGACAGGGAAGCAAUGGGGGAAGAUGUGUUUUGGGCUAUCAGGGGAGGUGGAGGAGCCAGCUUUGGGAUCAUACUUUCCUGGAAAAUCAAGCUCGUUCGGGUUCCAUCCCUCGUCACUGUCUUUACCAUCGACAAGAGGCUGGAAGAAGGCGCCACCGGGCUGGUCCUGCGGUGGCAAAACGUCGCUCAUAAGCUGCCGGAGGAUCUCUUCAUCAGAGUCAUCAUCCAAGAUGAUGGUGGAGAGAGUUUAGCCUCACAGAAGACCGUAAAAACGUCCUUCAACUCUCUGUUUCUUGGAAGAAAAGAUGAGCUGAUCCCAAUUAUGAACAAGAGGUUCCCUGAAUUAGGCUUGCAGGCCAAGGAGUGCACAGAAAUGAGUUGGAUCGAAUCGGUUCUGUACUUUGCAGGGUACCCCAGAGGCCAGCCCUUGGAGGUUUUACUCAGCCGGACUACCCUUUACAAGACCUAUUUCAAGGCAAAGUCAGACUUCGUAAAAGAACCGAUCCCGGAAACAGGGCUGCAGGGCAUCUGGGAAAGGAUUCUAGAGGAGAAGCUGGUGUUCAUGAUAAUGGAUCCCUAUGGAGGAAAAAUGGAUGAAAUUUCAGAAUCAGAGCUGCCAUUUCCGCACAGAAAAGGGAACCUGUACAACAUACAGUAUCUAGUGAAGUGGGAAGAGAAUGGCUUCAAGGCAACAAAGAAGCAUGUGAACUGGAUCAGAAUGCUGUAUCAGUACAUGGAGCCAUUUGUCUCGAAUUCUCCCAGAGGUGCAUAUCUGAAUUACAGAGAUCUUGAUCUGGGAAUCAACCGGCGAGGCCGUGGCGGCGGCAACUACUCGGAAGCACAAGCGUGGGGAAGAAAGUACUUCAAGGGCAACUUGGAGAGGCUGGCAAUGGCGAAGGCCAUGGUUGAUCCAGAGAACUUCUUCAGAAAUGAACAGAGUAUUCCUGUGCUUCCCACAGGGAGAAAAAAUGUAAUAUAG
Molecule: messenger RNA, 1530 nt
Organism: Diospyros lotus (date-plum)
Lineage: Eukaryota; Viridiplantae; Streptophyta; Magnoliopsida; Ericales; Ebenaceae
Product: berberine bridge enzyme-like 23
Exons: 1
Coding region: 1-1530 (509 amino acids)
Molecular function (GO): oxidoreductase activity; FAD binding
Source: RefSeq, a predicted model, not a curated record